This is a messenger RNA of Penaeus indicus, 3442 nucleotides long. RefSeq names its product DNA polymerase zeta catalytic subunit-like. Bases 1 to 1506 code for a protein of 501 amino acids. The transcript is spliced from 9 exons. Lineage: Eukaryota; Metazoa; Arthropoda; Malacostraca; Decapoda; Penaeidae. Gene Ontology annotation, biological process: error-prone translesion synthesis; double-strand break repair via homologous recombination. Gene Ontology annotation, molecular function: nucleotide binding; DNA-directed DNA polymerase activity; DNA binding. The record is from RefSeq and is a predicted model, not a curated record. Gene Ontology annotation, cellular component: nucleus; zeta DNA polymerase complex.
AUGGGAAUGGCUGGUGACGUCACAGUCAACAUAUCACCCUGUGGUAUUGCUUUUGUGCCUGCAAGUGUCAGGAGGGGUGUCCUUCCUAAGAUGCUGGAGGAGAUUUUGAAUACAAGGAUAAUGGUGAAGAGGAUGAUGAAAGUGUACAAAAACGACACAUCCCUUCAACGUGUGCUCCACUCUCGCCAACUGGGGUUGAAGCUCAUUGCCAAUGUAACGUAUGGUUACACCAGUGCAAACUUCUCUGGCCGCAUGCCUUGUUCUGAGGUGGGUGACAGUGUUGUGAGCAAAGGUCGCGAGACCCUAGAGCGAUGCAUCCAGUUCAUCAAUUCGAACAAAGCUUGGAAGGCCCAUGUUGUGUAUGGAGACACAGAUUCCCUCUUUGUCCAUCUGCCAGGCCGUACAAAGGACCAGGCAUUUGUCAUCGGCAGCGAAAUUGCUGAACAGGUGACGCAGAUGUACCCCAAGCCAGUCAAACUUAAGUUUGAAAAGGUCUAUCUACCUUGUAUUCUGCAGACAAAAAAGCGGUACGUUGGCUACAUGUACGAGACUCGAGACCAACGUGAUCCUGAGUAUGACGCAAAAGGCAUUGAAACUGUGCGGAGGGAUGGUUGUCCUGCCAUUGCCAAAAUCCUUGAGAAAUCCCUGCGGCUGCUCUUUGAAACAAAGGACGUCUCACAAGUGAAGGACUUUGUACAGAGGCAGUUUGUUAAGAUUCUCCAGGGAAAGGUAUCCAUCCAAGAUUACAUAUUUGCCAAGGAAUACAGAGGAGUCAAGGGAUACAAGCCUGGAGCAACUGUCCCAGCCUUAGAGCUAGCAAGACAAUGGACACGAAAAGAUCGCAGGAGAGAACCCAGGACAGGAGAGCGUGUCCCAUAUGUUAUCGUGUAUGGUGCUCCUGGAUUACCUCUUAUUCAGCUGGUGCGAUCUCCAAAAAAUGUCCUAUUGGAUCCUGCCCUUCGCAUCAACUCCAUCUAUUACAUCACCCGAGCUAUCAUUCCCCCUUUGGAGAGGUGCUUCUCUCUCCUUGGAGUAGAUGUUAAUUUGUGGUACAAUGAUUUACCAAGACCAGCAGCCCAGCAAAAUAAAGCAAUAGUAGCUGAAGCCAGUCAUGGAACCCUUGUGAAAUCUGUUGCUUCACAUAAUUCGCGUGGAAUGUCUAUUGCACGAUACUUCACACCCGUGUCCUGCGUUGCUUGUGGGGCAACCACCAUGACGGCUCCAACAUCUCAGGGACCUGGACUCUGUCCAGAUUGUAAGACUAAACCACAGACUACUGUUUUGUGUCUUAAUGAAAAAAUACGGUCCUAUGAAAGGGCACUGGAACAUCUAGGAAAGGUCUGUGAAGGCUGUUUGGGUUGUCACGUCACUGAUAUUGAGUGCAUUUCCUUGGAUUGCCCUGUUACAUACAAGCGAGAAGAAGCCAGACAAGAACAUAUGCUUGCUUCUCAGCUUCAGAAAGUGGUUCAAAAUGUUGUCGAGGCAGGAAGUACAAGUCCUGUGUGAUUAUUGUAUGGUGAUGAAGGUUUAUCCAUUGUAUUUGGUAUUUGCCUUUUUUUUUAAUGGGGGGAAGGGGACAUUCUCAUGGAAAGCCUGUAGUAAAUUGGGAACACAUACUUUUGUGAAGUCUUAUGAAUGAAUAAACACAGAUAUACAUGUGUAAGCCAGAUAAACACAAAUACUCAAUGAUGGUUGAAAAAAAAUUGGUGUACUGGAAAAUAGGUUAAAAACUGGGUGUUAGAAUUUAAUUUUCUUUGUUUUUUCAAUAACUUUCUUGGUUUUUGAAAUGUUUUGUCUCAUUUACUUUUUUGUUUUGUUUAUGAGGCAGUGUACAAUUAAGAACUGUCUGUCUCAUCUGUAAUAGGUUUAUUUUAGUGUAAGAAGAGAUGGAAGCCCGGUAAGUUAGAUUUUGUUGCCUGUUGAGAGUUUAAUAUAAAAAAGAAAAAAAAUUGUGGAUUGUCCUGAUUAUGAAAUCAUACUGUUAGAUACUCUGAUCGAUAAGGUAAAAGGGUAAAGAUUUUUAGGUUUACUGUUUUGUGAUCUCAUUUUGACCUUUGUUGAUUGUAUCUUAUGUAAAUAUUUGUAUUUAUCUUUCUACUGUGUGAAGCCUCUGUUUUGAAGAUAAUCUUUUAGAGAUUGAUAACAAAGUGAAUAUGUAUGGUAAUAAAAGUGUACAAUAAUGAAUAAAACAAUACCUUAAAUGUUGUGACUGACUUUUGAAAAAACAACAUUCAUGUGGGUUAUUGAAUCUUUGACAAACAUACUACAUGCAGCUAUUUUAGCAUGGUCCUGCAAUAUAUUAUGUAAUAUUAAUUGUAAUCAUCAAAUGAAUAAUGAGAACAAAAUCAUUAUGAUACCAGUUUAAUUGUUAUUUUUAAAAAUUCUUUUUAAGUUUUAUUAUGAUUAUGUAAUUUUUUGUUUUUUAAUCAAGUAUAGGUUUUACAUUACUUGUCGACAACUCUGUCACAGGGUAUGUAAAACCCCUGUACUCGUUUGUUACCAUUGAAUAUUUUCAAAUGUUAUUACUUAAGUUUUGUGUUCAGUGUUAUAGUACAAAUGUAUUUUGGAUUUUAGUCGUGGCGUCUUUUUUUUUCUGUUUUGUUUUUCCUUAUUUUAGGCUUUAUACAGUAUAUAACUAUCCUCAAAUGCAGAAAAGUGUCCAAGGGAAAUAACAGUAUUUUGUUAGUUGUGGUUCCAGAUAUGAAAAGAUCGUAGAAGGUGGAUGUGAAAUUUAUUUGGGAAUAAAUAAAAAGACACAAGUAUUUCUUGAAUUUUUAUAGAGGCAUUUUUUGCAUGGUGUGGCUCAAAAUGGGAGUGAAAUUGGAGUUUUUUUCACAUUAUUUAUCAUCUUGUUUUUAAAAAUCAAAUGAUUUUAAUCUCUUCUCUUUCCUUCCUUUUAAAGCAUGCAUCAUUGAUACAUAUCUUUUAUGGUCUUUUAAUGCUUUCUCUUCAUUCUUUCUCUUUCGUACUCUUUUAUCUCAUCUCUCUCAUUUUCUCAUAUUCUCUUUCUUCUCCUUUGUAAGUCUAUUUUUAUCCCAUAUUUGGAAGAUUGUGUCUGCCAAUAAUUAAAGUACAAUUCCUUUCCUUUAUUUUCCCUUUUCCGAUGAGUUAUCACCGAUUGUAUAUUUUUAAUAACUGCAAUUUCGGAGUUUGAGCAAGGUUUUAUCGUGUGCAUUCAAGUGUCACAAAUGUGAUUUAUGUGAUAUGAUCAGUCAAUUUAACCUGUAAAUAUUCUUUUUAUUAAUGAUAAAUUAUUUUUAUUUCAAUUGAUUAUACAGUCUUGGCAUUCAUAAUGUAUGGUUUUAUUGACUGCUUCUAUCACAGUUGUAAAGUGUACACUAUGCAAAACUAUGAAUAUAUAGUAAUAUAAUGUACAGUAUAGUAUUUAUGAAUGUAUAUGGUGUAACUUUUUUACUGUUGAUUAAAGGUUGGACGUUUUUAA